CUGAAGCAAGUAAAAGUUCUGUCUCAUAAACCAAGUAAUUUAAUGUCAGAAAUUAAAGAAAGAUCCUGCACAAUGGCAGACAGCGGGAAGACUGAUGAGCCCAGUGCAGCAGCCACAGCCCAGCCAGCUAAUGGAGACCAGCAGGUGAGGAGCACCAUCACUUGGACAGUAGUUUACUCUACAACACACAGCUCUCAUGAAGGGUCUGGUGCACUGAUAACUUUGAAACCAGCAUUCAAUAUUUCACAGAGAAUAGGCACUCAAAGUUGAUUAAUUAGAAAUAUGCAAGCACUCCUCAAUUGUAAUAUGCACACAAACACUCAGUGUGCAGAGUUGAGUUAUCAGUACAAAGCAAACAAAACAUGAAAUUGGCAACACAAUGGCUGUUUCCUCUCUCCUAACCCUUGCAAAAUUAUACCCAUUGUGUGUUUUGUUCCCAGAGUGUUGUGUCCCGUGUGGGUAGCAUCCCCCUGGUGAGCUCUGCAUGUGGUGUAGUGUCCAACGCCUACAGCAGCACUAAGGACAGCGUUCCCCUUCUGAAGGGGGUCAUGAAUGCUGCCGAGAGCGGGGUGCGCACCCUGGGGGCAGCCGCCACCACCGGCUCCAAGCCACUCCUGGACAGACUGGAGCCACAGAGUGAGUUCUGAUGCAUAGUGACCACAGACAGACAUAACAUUUUAUUAUUUUUUAUUAUUUUAGUGGAUCACUUUUUGUUAGGAGUUGAUUCAUAAUUUGUUGCAGUUUCUGUGGUGAAUCAAUAUGCCAUGAUGGGACUGGACAAGGUGGAAAAACUGAAAAUCCUCCAGCAGCCAGCUGACAAGGUGAGACUUUCCAAAUCUAGUGUUUACUAGUCAACAACGCUUCCUCAUGCAUCCAAUUUGACUAAAGUCCCCAAGAAAAGACUGGUAAACUACUUGAUAUCUCAUCCCUCACUCACUCAUCUUCGCUUGCUCCUUGGAGCGUAGCGCCUCGACAUAUGGAUCUCCAUGCCGUCCUAUUCUGGGCCAGGUCCCAGGUUGAUGUGGUUUUGUGUCCCAGGUUGAGUAGGUCGACCUCCAGCUGGUUGGACCACCUGGCUCUCGGUCUUCCUCUUGGGCAUGGCCAGUUGGGGGUAUGGCUCCUUGAGGAUGAGGGCGGGCUCCAGAGGUGAGUUUGAUCUGGCCAAUUGACCAAACAGUCGGAGUCGGGAGGCUCUGACCAGGGAGGAGACAGGGGGUUGGUCCGUCUUUCGCCGUAUUGUGGAGUUCGGGAUGUGGUCGUGCCAUGUGAUGCACAGUAUGCGGCGGAGGCAUUUGCAGUCAAAGGCGUCCAGACGAUGUGUGAGGUCCAGGUUUCCAGAUGUUGUCUAGGCUGGCCAUGGUUGAGGCUUCCCAUGGUUGUCGCCGUUGCUCCUGCAGAUAUAUAAUACCUCAUAUACACUGCUCAAAAGAAUAAAGGGAACACUUAAACAACACAAUGUAACUCCAAGUCAAUCACACUUCUGUGAAAUCAAACUGUCCACUUAGGAAGCAACACUAAUUGACAAUACAUUUCACAUGCUGUUGUGCAAAUGGAAUAGACAACAGGUGGAAAUUAUAGGCAAUUAGCAAGACACCCCCAAUAAAGAAGUGGUUCUGCAGGUGGUGACCACAGACCACUUCUCAGUUCCUAUGCUUCCUGGCUGAUGUUUUGGUCACUUUUGAAUGCUGGCGGUGCUUUCACUCUAGUGGUAGCAUGAGACGGAGUCUACAACCCACACAAGUGGCUCAGGUAGUGCAGCUCAUCCAGGAUGGCACAUCAAUGCGAGCUGUGGCAAGAAGGUUUGCUGUGUCUGUCAGCGUAGUGUCCAGAGCAUGGAGGCGCUACCAGGAGACAGGCCAGUACAUCAGGAGACGUGGAGGAGGCCGUAGGAGGGCAACAACCCAGCAGCAGGUCUGCUACCUCCGCCUUUGUGCAAGGAGGAGCAGGAGGAGCACUGCCAGAGCCCUGCAAAAUGACCUCCAGCAGGCCACAAAUGUGCAUGUGUCUGCUCAAACGGUCAGAAACCUACUCCAUGAGGGUGGUAUGAGGGCCCGACGUCCACAGGUGGGGGUUGUGCUUACAGCCCAACACCAUGCAGGAUGUUUGGCAUUUGCCGGAGAACACCAAGAUUGGCAAAUUCGCCACUGGCGCCCUGUGCUCUUCACGGAUGAAAGCAGGUUCACACUGAGCACAUGUGACAGAGUCUGGAGACGCCGUGGAGAACGUUCUGCUGCCUGCAACAUCCUCCAGCAUGACCGGUUUGGCGGUGGGUCAGUCAUGGUGUGGGGUGGCAUUUCUUUGGGGGGCCGCACAGCCCUCCAUGUGCUCGCCAGAGGUAGCCUGACUGCCAUUAGGUACCGAGAUGAGAUCCUCAGACCCCUUGUGAGACCAUAUGCUGGUGCGGUUGGCCCUGGGUUCCUCCUAAUGCAAGACAAUGUUAAACCUCAUGUGGCUGGAGUGUGUCAGCAGUUCCUGUAAGAGGAAGGCAUUGAUGCUAUGGACUGGCCCGCCCGUUCCCCAGACCUGAAUCCAAUUGAGCACAUCUGGGACAUCAUGUCUCGCUCCAUCCACCAACGCCACGUUGCACCACAGACUGUCCAGGAGUUGGUGGAUGCUUUAGUCCAGGUCUGGGAGGAGAUCCCUCAGGAGACCAUCCGCCACCUCAUCAGGAGCAUGCCCAGGCGUUGUAGGGAGGUCAUACAGGCACGUGGAGGCCACACACACUACUGAGCCUCAUUUUGACUUGUUUUAAGGACAUUACAUCAAAGUUGGAUCAGCCUGUAGUGUGGUUUUCCACUUUAAUUUUGAGGGUGACUCCAAAUCCAGACCUCCAUGGGUUGAUACAUUUGAUUUCCAUUGAUAAUUUUUGUGUGAUUUUGUUGUCAGCACAUUCAACUAUGUAAAGAAAAAAGUAUUUAAUAAAGAUUAUUUCAUUCAUUCAGAUCUAGGAUGUGUCGUUUAAGUGUUCCCUUUAUUUUUUUGAGCAGUGUAUUUAUAACAGCUUUUUAAUGAGCUGUAUAUUUUCUCUCCCUCAGCUGGUUUUAGACACAAUGGGCAUGAUGUACCAGUCUGUGAGCGGGGCAAAGGAGGCCAUGGCGGGAGCCAAGGAGACCAUGACUGGGGCUGUAUUUGGGGCAAAGGAGUCGAUGACUGGGGCUGUGACCGGGGCCAAGGAAACCAUGGCUGGGGCCAAGGAGACCAUGACUGGGGCUAUGAUGGCUGCAGUGUUUGGUGGUGUGGAGAUGACCCAAGCAGCAGCCAGUGGAUUGUUCAGCUCAUUCAUGGGGACCAGUGUGGGCCAGAUGGUCAGCAGUGGGGUGGGCCUGGCCCUCAGCCACUCUGAGAACUUGGUGGACCAGAUCCUGCCUCUCAGCGACAGAGAGCUGGGUCAGUAUGAAUGAGAAAAUGAACUAGUAACCUCUGAAUGGACUGGACUGAAAUGGAAUUGAACCAAUCCCUAGUGUGGUUGCUGCUGAGUCAGGUCUAGAGCUGCAAGAUGGUGUGAUCAUUUAAUUUAUGUGUAGAUAUGUGUAUGUAGACAGGGCGGCACAAAAAUCAAUAGCUCUGAUCUCAGACUGAAUUAUCGUUUAUAGAUAAUCUUAAUUUUUUCCUGUUUAGCUGCUUUGGCUGAGCCUGCAACAGGGGAGGUGGCUACUGCACCAGUGGUGGGCUCUAGCCCAUCUAGCCCCAGCUACUUUGUCCGUCUGGGCAAGCUGUCCUCCAAGGUGCAGGAGCGGGCCCUGGAGCAGUCCCUGGUGAGAGCCCGGCGCGCCAGAGACACCACAUAUGCCACCAUAACCCAGAUCACCAGCACCCUGGACCUGCUGGAGAAUGCCCGCUCCACCCUGGCUGCUGCCAACCACCAGCUGGGAGGGGCACCAGAGCAGCUGCUGCAGCACUGGAAGGAGUGGCAGGAGAAACAGCCUAAAGAUGGACAAGUAGAUGGCGGGAUGAUGGAUGGUCCCAAAGACCAGACUGCGGUAGGGAGUCUCGAAUUAGUCUGUUUUGUCAAAGUAGUCAUAUGAAUGAAUGUACUUGGGGAACUUUAUAAACAGCUAAACGUAAAUGCCAUUGUUUGUGUUGCAGUUGGAGUGGCGAACCCUCUCGAUGGUGCGUGGUCUCAGUGACCAGUUGCGGUCUGCCUGCUCUGGUGUGGUGUCCAGCGCCCAGGGCCUGCCCAGUGUGGUCCAGGACCAGCUGGCAAAUGCACAGAAAGCAGCUGAAGAACUGCACUCCUCCCUGGGCAACACUAGCACCCUCACACCCCCCCUCCUGGAGCAGACCCGUCAUCAUCUAACACAGGUAAACCAAACUCUCUGUUGCUCCAGUUUUCCUGUGUGUAUUCAUUAUGAAUACACACUGCUGGUUUCUCAUGAUUUAUUCAUAGUUUUAAUAUUUCAACCAACACAUUGCAUGUACAUCAUCAUAACAGAUAAUUAUGAAUCACUCUGAGGUUAUUUGUGUUGAUUGACACAUUUUCACAGGUGCGACAUUCUCUGGAUGGCGUCAUGGAGUAUCUGCUCAAUAACACUCCUCUCAACUGGCUGGUGGGACCCUUUGCACCCCAGCUCACUGAGAAGGGGGAGGACAGGCAGGCCGUGGAUAAGGGCCGUCAGACCUAGGCUUGGUUGGACCGACAGGUUGGAGUAGAUUACUUCAAAAAGGCUUGCGCUUUUCGUCUACUUUCAUGUUGCUGACAUGGUUUGUACAUUUUUUUGUACAGUGCAGUAAAUUAUGCGCUUUCUAAGCACUUACUGCACACACUUGUGAGUCUAUAAAUUAUGCUGAUGAUAACAUGGUACAUACAUACAAAAAUCACAAUACUGUGUUGUAUAUUCUCCAGAAGGGGAUGACUACUAAAACAGCCAUAUUUGUGCUGUAGAUCACACUCCAAUCUGUGAAUGUUAAGGAACCAUUUAAAACAAACUGUAAUUUUGUUUUUCUGUAACACUAACUGUAUGAAAUGCAAUAUAAACCCCAUGUGACUGAAAUGUAAUCCUCCAAAAUAUACAAAAAUGGGUCAUGACAAAUUGGUGUGUGACAUUUAUGUGCUCUCCUCUGUAUGUAUAAGCUCCAGAAGGGUCUCUUGCUGUUGUUCUUGAUUGCGAAUACAGUCAAUAAAGUAAUGUUGGCUCUCCUCCUGGGCUUUUAGUCCAUUUAUAUUUGCUAUUUCAGCUUUUUAUGUGAUACAGGAUUUCAUUCACCUGCAUCUUUCACUCAUUAUUAGUUCAUACUGCGUAGUGAAUAUUUAGAAUUGGUUAUGUUGUCUCCAAUCCAAGUACUUUGCUGUCCUUUUUUGUUAUUCCAAUUAACUCACAAACAUGUUUUCCAAAACCUGUAACUUAUAACACUGUUGUAGUAGGGAGCUGAUAUUGACAGCAAUGCUCAAUGUCACAGUACUCAUUAGCAGGCAUUUUUGAAUAUAAUUAUAUCACCCCAUUUUUACAAUGUUAUUGUAUUUGGCAAAUGAAAUGGGGACAUUAUGCAUGUGAGAAAAUAAUGAAUUGUUGCUUAGAAUUACGUCACGGUCGUUUCGAAUGUCGGGAGCUAGCGCUGGUUAGGAGGCCGCGCGCACAGAAGGGACCGAUUACUUGUAUUUUCUGGAGACUACGGUCGUCUACACCCCUCUGCACUUCGUAUUUCAGGUACUGCUUUGCAUUAAUAAUAAAAAAUAAUAAAAGGUUUCGCUAAUGUAAACCGAUUAAAUCCGUUUAGGACGCGUUCCCGCUGACUACUAGCUAGCGUACCGUUAGCGCUUCAUGCUAGCCAGAGAACAUCGUACUGCCAGCUACAACACAACAGCUAACGUUCGUUUUUAGCCACUUGUGCGGAAACAAAGUCGUGUUACAUUUUAAGUGUAAUUCGUCUGACUAAUAUCAUUAGCCAGAUAAACUAGUGCAUUUUUACUUUCAGGACAUGAAAAAUAUGACGUCGCCGCCUGUCCUUGUUUUCAAUGAAUUAGCUAGCUAUCUAACUGUUACUGUAGCUAACUAAACUAGCCAGUCUCUAGCUAGCCUAACGCUAUUUGCUUUUGAGCCGAGGACGCAAUUGUUUUUGACUGCGGACAAACAAGACCUGGGUUGAUGAUCAGCAGUAACGUUAGUUACUAAUUUAACUAGUUAACCAGACAGCUAGUUUGCCUAUUAUUGUCAGUCUAUGGCAAGAAGUCUAACGACGUUAACGUUAGUCGGCAAGGGAAUGCCGUCGUCAUUUUAGUGUUUGUUCUUUGAUUUCAAGUUUGCUUGUCCGAACAAAACAUUCAACUAUGAUGGCGCUGUAAUUUAAUUUAGGCUAUCCUGGUAGCCUUGGCAGAGUUAGUAUUUCUUGGUUUGUCGAGAUGGCACAAACUCUUUUGUUUUCAGCGCUAGGUAGCUAGUUUUUGUUUGUUGUGACACAGGCACCGUCUGACAGUUUAUGAUAUGUCUGUUGUCCUUGCUGUAAAACAAGGAGUACCAACGUGUUCAUGGAAAAUGACCCCAAAUGUAUUGGUGACUAAUGAUAUUUACAUUGAACAUUUUUAGUUAUUUAGCAGACGUUCUUAUCCAGAGCUACUUACAGUAAGUAGUGAGUGCAUACAAAUUCCUACUUUUUUGUACUGGUCCCCCGUGGGAAUCGAACCCACAAUCCUGGCGUUGCAAGCGCCAUGCUCUACCAACUGAGCCACACGGGAUUCUCAGUGUCAUUUCCAGCCAGGUGCCUCUCUAAUAGAGUAUUGCGAUUUGUAACUGCUGGUUUUCCUAUUGUCAAUGUUAUCUGACCAUUCAAAUGAAGUAAACAAGUUGUUGUUGUGGUUUGAAAGCUACGGGUGUCAAAUUCGAAGCCUAAUUUGACAGAAUAAAAGUAUAGCCUCUGGAUUGGGUAGCCUCCAUGCUAGUAACAAUAAACAGUAUUUGUACUGUAUUGUAACUAACAAAAUAGAUCACUCAUCACCGGUACUAGACAGAUUAAAUCUGUCCAAGAUCAUCUCUAAUAAACUAAACCAAUUAUCAAUCAUUCACACUUACUCCUAGCAAAACCACUAACACUUUCAGAACUGCUCUCCUGCUCCAAUGCCGGUCUCCAAGCUCUUUUAGCUCUUUUGUAGAAAUGUUCAUGUAAACAAUGGCCGCAAGUUUGACUAACUCUUCAACCCCAUUUUCAGGAAUAUCCUCUCCCAUCCCCCUUACCCCCCCCUUAUCAGAGAGCAUGGCUCAGGAGACCAAUCAGACGCAAGUGCCAAUGCUUUGCACUAUGGGCUGCGGUUUCUAUGGUAAUCCCCGCACCAACGGUAUGUGCUCUGUCUGCUACAAGGAACACCUACAGAGACAACAGGGAGGGGGCCGUUCCAGCCCCCCAGGUGAGAAAGGUAGGGAGAGGGACUCAAAAGGAGGGUGGGGAGCUGCUAAAAGGGGCUGGAGAAGGAGGUAGCAAUCGCUGCUAAACCCUUGGCAUUAUAAAGCAAGAGAGUGAUUUAUCAGUUCGUGAAACACAACACUUUUUUUCAUUUGUUAAUUGGACCCAUGUAGGUAAUCAAUAGCAUGUGGCAUAUGAUUCAAUAUAGGUACAAUGUCAUUCAUGGUCAACUUGGGGGGGGGGGGGGGGGUUGUUCAGUUGUGUCCUAUAUAAACGUGUGGUUUAUCCACAGGCUCGGCAGCUUCAUCGCCAGUGGGGUCCCCGGGAGCAGCUGGUGUGUCAGUGGAGACCACAACGUUGGAACCCAGCACGGAAGGGGUCACUCCGCCCGAGGAAAGGACAUCCAGGUAUGCUGACAUAAAAUCAGCUUGUCUCUGCAAACAAACACACAGACUGCUAAAUGGAAUCCAUUACAUUGACAGUAAGCUGUUGCUCAAGAGGCUUUUGUUUAUCAUAGUUUUUUGGAGUUCCGUAGUAUAUUGGAUUAUGGUUUCAGUUGUUCACCUCAUUAUUGGUCUGUGUGUCUCCAGUCCCAACUCCCCCAGCCCAGUAACCCAGCAGAUGACAGCCAUGAGCAUCUCCCAGGAUACUGGAGCCACUGACUCAGACCGGGCUGAUGGGGAUGAGGAAGAGGACGAGGGGACAUCCAAAAACACUGGUUAGAACAACAGGAAAAAAUGAUUGAGACUUUCUUGGUUUCCAAACUGUUUUCCAGUAGCAGUCAUCAGCAGUAUAUGGCAUGGCUCCUGUCUUGUCUUGUAAUACAUAACCUACACUGCAGCCACCCGAGGGUACACUUCAACAGUAAUAUAUGGGUAGCUCUGUUUGUGAGGUUCAGUUAGAUAUUGUAUUUUAACAGGGCCAGUGGGGGAGGCAGCCCAGGCCUCGUCUGAGGGUGAUCAGACCCCUGACAAAAAUAAGAAGAAGAACCGAUGCUUCACCUGCCGGAAGAAAGUGGGCCUGACUGGUAAGACAGAAGAUAGGGUGUCCAAACAGAAACGCAUCUUUUGACCAAUGGGUAAAAUAAUAUGGUAAUUUUGUAGAUACUCCUCUAAGAAAACCAAUGGUCCAAACCUUAUCUCUCAUAAUCCGUUCAAAAGUUAUUGGAGUUUUUACCCUUGUAGGAUGGUCAAAAUUAGGGUGACUAAAUCAAUGGAGGCCAGAGGAAAAAAGUGGCCAAAAACCAGGAAAAUAGUAUUGCAUCAGCAAGGCUGGAUGCUGUGUGAGAAUUAAGGCUAACUGACAGGCUCACUGUUGAACUCGUCAUCUUUCUUCUCCAAUCCGGAGGACAUAAAACAAUAUAGAGGUAAGAGAGAUAUCGAUUUUGAGACAUGACAUGUAGUAUUUUCAUAUUAUAGUAUACGUGUUUUCAUAUUAAUGCGACAUUUCAUUUUUUCCUAAGAUUUUUCAUAAAAACAAGUGUAUCUUUGAAAUGUCAAUGGAACACUGAGCGUACUGCAAGCUUUGUAUUUUUUAAAGACUUUUACAUUUAAUUCAGCUUGUGUCAAGCUAAUUUUGCUUUUUGCGACCCGCGGAAACAACUUUGACCACCAGAACAUGUAAAAUCCUCAAGUUGCUGUGAGAAAGCGUCACUGCUCUGUCAACAGAGCUUGGUACUUAUAAUCGGAUGUAUUAGGUUACGAAUUCCGACUUUUUGGAUAUAAUGUUAAUAAUAUGUUAGAGAAAGGACCCCACUGAACGAUUCAGGACAUGAAGAAUCAUAUUUGUCCUGGUAAAAUUUAUUUUAUAACAUAAGGAAGUGACAUUUCAUCACCAAAGCGAGUUUUCAACCAUUCUGGGCAGUGAGUGGACACCCUACAGAAGAAGGUUUCAGGGCCACAGCACACACAUGGCAGGUGGCUGCUGAGUUCAAAGGGUUUAUGGGGCAUUGAGCUCGAGUGCAAAGCAGUUCUUUUCUGGGUUAGCUUUUAGGUAGGUGUUUGAGAUACAGUCUAGAAUCUUUACCCCUGGGGAAAUUGAAGCACGCAGGGCUUAGUAGUUAGUUCAGAUACAUACAGUACCAGUCAAAAGUUUAUACACAACUACUCAUUCAAGGGUUUUUCUUAAUUUUUACUAUUUUCUACAUUGUAGAAUAAUAGUGAAGACAUCAAAACUAUGAAAUAACACAUGGAAUCAUGUAGUAACCAAAAAAAGUGUUAAACAAAUCAUUCUUAAAAGUAGCCACCCUUUGCCUUGAUGACAGCUUUGCACACGCUUGGCAUUCUCUCAACCAGCUUCAUGAGGAAUGAUUUUCCAACAGUCUUUAAGGAGUUCCAACAUAUGCUGAUUACUUGUUGGCUGCUUUUCCUUCACUGCGGUCCAACUCAUCCCAAACCAUCUCAAUUGGCUUGAGGUCGGGUGAUAGUGGAGGCCAGGUCAUCUGAUGCAGCACUCCAUCACUCUCCUUGGUCAAAUAGCCUUUACACUGCCUGGAGGUGUGUUUUGGGUCAUUGCCCUGUUGAAAAACAAAUGAUAGUCCCACUAAGCGCAAACCAGAUGGGAUGGGGUAUCGCUGCAGAAUGCUGUGGCCAUGCUGUAGCCAUGCUGGUUAAGUGUGCCUUGAAUUCAAAAUAAAUCACAGACAGUUUCACCAGCAAAGCACCCCCAUACAAUCACACCUCCUCCUCCAUGCUUCACGGUGGGAACCACACAUGCGGAGAUCAUCCGUUCACCUACUCUGCGUCUCUGAAAGACAAGGCGGUUGGAACCAAAAAUCUCACAUUUGCACUCAUCAGACCAAAGGACAGAUUUCCACUGGUCUAAUGUCCAUUGCUCGUGUUUGUUAGCCCAAGCAAGUCUCUUCUUUUUAUUGGUGUCCUUUAGUAGUGGUUGCUUUGCAGCAAUUCGACCAUGAAGACCUGAUUCACGCAGUCUCCUCUGAACAGUUGAUGUUGAGAUGUGUCUGUUACUUGAACUCUGUGAAGCAUUUAUUUGGGCUGUAAUCUGUGGUGCAGUUAACUCUAAUGAACUUAUCCUCUGCAGCAGAGGUAACUCUGGGUCUUCCUUUCCUGUGGCGGUUCUCAUGAGAGCCAGUUUCAUCAUAGCGCUUGAUGGUUUUUGCAACUGCACUUGAAGAAACUUUCAACGUUCUUGAAAUGUUCUGGAUUGACUGACCUUCAUGGCUUAAAGUAAUGAUGGACUGUUGUUUCUCUUUGCUUAUUUGAGCUGUUCUUGCCAUAAUAUGGACUUGGUCUUAUACCAAAUAGGGCUAUCUUCUGUAUACCACCCCUACCAUGUCACAACACAACUGAUUGGCUCAAACGCAUUAAGAAGGAAAUAAAUUCAACAAAUUAACUUUUAACAAGGCACACCUGUGAAUUGAAAUGCAUUCCAGGUGACUACCUCAUGAAGCUGGUUGAGAGAAUGCCAAGAGUGUGCAAAGGGUGGCUACUUUGAAGAAUCUCAAAUACAAAAUAUAUUUUGAUUUGUUUAACACUUUUUUGGUUAUUACAUAAUUCCAUAUGUGUUAUUUCAUAGUUUUGAUGUCUUCACUAUUAUUCUACAAUGUAGAAAAUAGUAAAAAUAAAGAAAAACCCUUGACUGAGUAGGUGUCCAAACUUUUGACUGGUACUGAAUAAAAAAUAAAAAAUAAACUCACUGAUGUUACUGCUCUCAUGCAGUGCUGAUUUGAUGCUUUCUCAAUGGUAUGCUUUUAAAAAAUGUAAAUACAUUCCGAAAUCUGCUACACAAACUAAAUUAUAUCUUAUUUUCAAUAGACAGGAUUGAUCUCCGCCUAUUUGAACGUCAGAACAUCAUAUUUAUUACACACAGUGCAAAAAUAGCACAGAGACCUCGUGACUGAAUGUUAACAUGAUAACUAAAUCUUUGUUACAUUCUUUUCAAUAUUUGCACAUAUUUAUUUAAUAGUUCCUAUUCCAAAUGUAGACUACAGCUUGUUGUAUGAAGGUAGUCCACCUAUCACAUUGCUGUUGGUGUAGAGAGCAACAUACUGCAGGGUAUUGGUGCAUUUCACAGUCCACAGCAUUUCACAGUGUACUGCUGGCUUGCACUCUACUGUGGUGUUGGCCUGCUUCACAACAAUCUCUUGGAAGAGCCUUGUGCUCACCACCCUCUAAGAAAGCACACUGUUACUACACAUCUCAGGUUUCCAUCUUGGUCCAGUUGGUUGGAACUGACCUUGGAGACUGAGACGUAGAUAUGGUUGGAUGUUAACUUUGUCCAUCUCCUCACUCUAGGCUUUGACUGUCGCUGUGGUAACCUGUUCUGCGCCAUUCACCGCUACUCUGACAAACAUGACUGUCCUUACGACUACCGAGGUGCCGCCGCAGCCCGCAUACGCAAGGAGAACCCCAUCGUGGUGGCUGAGAAGAUCCAGAAGUUAUGAGGACUAAGUAGAAAAGUCUCUGACGUGCAAAUUUGGAACAAUGGCAGCAUGGAAUAAUACCAGAUAAAAUGGCUUCAUUUGUUCAUGGUAGGAUAAGGUGGGUGGGGUGGCAGCGUCAUAGCCCCUGUCCAGCCGCUCCCUUUGUUGACAUCUCCCUCUCUCUCCCUAGAGUGACUGCUUGAGUGUGAAUGUGCGUGUGAAUGCCCAUGUGGGGAGAUGGUCUGUGUGCUUGUGUGUGUGUAGUUUGCUUGAGAGUCAGGGAGAGUGCAGUAGGGUUAGGUGGGCAUUUGUCUGCAUUUGUCUGCUGUGGGGAGGGAAGACAUUUUUACCCUUUUUAUUGUUAACUUGGGGGGACUUAUUUUUAUAUUACCCCUGCGAGGUAGUUCAAAUGAGACAAAAGUAACCUGUUUAAGAGCAUGCCACAGCUCGGAUAAGGACAUUGGGAGGUCAAGUUAAGAUCCAUACUUGGAUUUCCUGUGUGUAGCAGCAAGAUCUUUUGAGGGCUUCAGAUUAAUUUACUCCCAGAGAAAAAUCCUUGUCCAGUUUCUGUCAAAUUGGCCUUUUAUUUUAUUGUAAUGUUUCCCUCUGACCCUUGGGUGAAUAGUUCACAACAUGUCAAACUCCCAAGUCUCUGCAUUCAAGAACGUUUUCUCUUUGAUAUAUUGACUUAUCAUACUGAUGUUGGGUGCAUGAACAGUUAGUUAUUGGAGUAGGUGGGGCAGGGCUGGGGUUAUCGAGAUAGCCUUGACAUAACUGAGUGAUUGAGUUCUGUUAUUUUCCCCUUUCUUUCUGUUUUAAUGAGUGAAUGACAUCAGAAGAUCUAUAUUAAUAUAUUGUAGUUAGCUUGAAUUGUGUGAUUUCAUUCUAUUUAUUUAUUUUAAUCAUUUGGUUGGUUUGUACUGGAGGAUUGGCAGCAUGUGUCCGCAAAUCAUUCGAUUUGUACUUAACCUUUCAAUUCUAUUUAAGCAUUUCCAUCUGAUUAUGUAACCAUUUGAAAAAUACAAGUUCUGAUAUGUGAUGGAGUAGAGUGGACAGAAAAUGUCCAUUAUUUUGGAAUCAAAGCACAACAAAUAGUGUCAACUGCAGAGCACAAGACAUUGAAUGUGCAAAUUAACCUACUCCGUUUUCUUCAGCAUCCGGGUCUUUAUAGUUUAGUUGGAUCUCUGCAGGUUUGCUACAGAGAAUAAAGCAUAUUCUUCCCAUGCAGGCAGGCAUAAUGUAGUGUUCUCCUUGAACACCUGCUUCUGUUCCAUAGAGCUUACACAAUAAGCAUCCUUGUCCUUAACCACCAUCGGACCACUGACAUAUAACUGAACUGGUUGGCAAUUAAUCUCCAUGGUGAGACAACUCUAUUCUCAGCUAAAGUGAAUUACUUCAGAAUGACAGUGGUGUGCUUUAUGGUCUGCUCCCAAAUGAGUCCUUUUUCGAAGAAGCUUCUAGCUAACUACUUCCAGCAAGAUCAAAAUGUGCAUGCAUGUGCAGUCAGAUGAAUAACUGUUGAAAAACAAGCAAGAAUGUUAAGACACACAGCAUUAGCACAAUGCAACGCGUUACUGGAACCUUGACUGGCUGAGGUUCAAGUUAACGGGACUCUACUGUGUUUUCAAUUGUAAAUACCAUGUGGCUACUAUUCAUGUAGUAUAAUCUUAUGUAGAAUGUCGCCAGAUAAUAGGUGGGGAGAAAAAGAUCAAAAUAUUAGUAUGUGUGUAUAACAGUGCUUUUCAUAACUACCCUAAAAGAAGUACUGUGGCACUGCUUGGUUUUCCUUUUAUUUUGUUUCACUCACAAGUAAUUCCUGUGUCUUCAAACAGGGUGUAUAAUUUAGUCAAAGGGCUAAAAUCACACUGGAUGACAUAUUUAUCCUUGACAGUGUCAUGCUAGGUUGCUUUCCAGUUCCUUUUGACUGCCCACAGAGUCAGUGACUCAACUCUACAGACAGUCAAACACAACCCUUCUAUGUCCAAAGUACUGCUACUAACUGGCUCACUCCUCAGCAAGGGCCUUGGUGUCCCUGUGGUUGUUUUCAGGAUUGGUCACACUAGUUCAGUUCAAAACAAUUUGUGGAAGUUUUGCAUUGUUGAAUCAAAGGUGAAUCAAACAUUUAUUUACAAUUCAUGCUUUUUCAUGAAGCUGGUUCAUAACAUAGCGGAUGUCAUUGAAAAAGAUGAUUGUGUGGAAAAAGCAGAUACUGGAAAAACAACAAGUGUAACACCUGGCAAAACAACAAGGAGAAAGUCUGAAAUGAAUGAGAUCUCUUUAUAUAAACAGGCAAUAACCUAGACUUAAUUUAGUUGGACCUGUGAUUGGCGCGUUAGCCUGGGUAGUAUUGCCAGUUAAAGAAUGUGUUAGUGAAGGGCGGGUCGCAGUGGCUCAGAGCCUUGUCAUGCAAACGCCAAGGCUGCCUAGCCCGGAGCUCAAAGCCCCUGUGACCAGAUGCGUCCUCGGGGUUAUCAUUUGGAAUCAGACACUCUUGGAUCUUUGGGUUCAUACUGUUUAAAGUAUCUGAGUGGAGAUGGUGCGGUGCCUGUGAUACCGUGUAAGAAGAGCGCCUGAGAAGAAGUGUGUGUGUGUAUGAUGAGCUAGGCUGUCUGUGAGUUGAAAAACCUACUUUGCUGUAGGUUUAUUCCCCAUGGUGAUGUUUCGAUUUUAAGGGCAUGCAGUAAACUGACUUUUAAAAUGGGGCAGAGAUGUGUGGCCUCGAGUGUACCCUGUUCUAGGGCAAGGGAACGGCGUCGGCUUGUCCUUCAGUUUGGCUGACUGUCGUCUUUGCAAUUGUGAUGUUUCACAGGUUGAUAGUUCCCUUGACUGCUCAGACUACCCUAGCAUUUAAAAAGGUGAGCAAUUUUAAUGUUACCAACAGGGUUGAUGGGGUCAUGCUUAUCAAGCUAUUUUUGAAUCUGGAAUUGACAACACUGAGCCUCCCUUGUGGGGCCCACUGGGCAGCCCACAGCUUGUUUUAGGCUUAAUAAGAUCUGUUGAAUCACUGUAAUUGUAUGUAAGUGGAUCAACUAAACCGGAUCAGGAUCAGUGAUUUGAUGUUACCAAAACAUCCACUGCAAUUUAAAUCUGUUGCACUUUUGCAAUGUCAUGAAGUUUGUCUUCAGCAUACCUUAAAAUAAUCAUUGUCCUCAUCUUGCGGCCAUUACUACAAAGCUUUUGAUCUGUGUUGAGUAACCAGCUAAUGGGUGACCAAAUCUAGCAAUAUUCUCUCAAUGUGUUACAGCAGAACUGAGUUCCAAUAAAAUACAGUGAAGUGCUUGAUUCAUUCCACUGAUGUAUGAAAAAUGAUGGAACUGACAAUAAUUGAGUUCCAGAAUGUUACAAGUUGUAGAUCUCUCCUGCAGGAAAUUGCAAAAGUGCAGUCAAGUCCUUUGGCACACCAGUCCCCCAGAAACACCACCAGAUAUAUUUUUAUUUUUGUUCUUUUAAAAUGUAGGGUUGUAUGAUGUGUAAGAGUAAGUU
Coregonus sp. 'balchen' is the source of this 15199-nucleotide messenger RNA. The record is from the annotation of a GenBank genome assembly. NCBI's taxonomy places the organism in Eukaryota, Metazoa, Chordata, Actinopteri, Salmoniformes, Salmonidae.